Molecule: messenger RNA, 2456 nt
Organism: Spea bombifrons (plains spadefoot toad)
Lineage: Eukaryota; Metazoa; Chordata; Amphibia; Anura; Pelobatidae
Gene: MAP2K4
Product: mitogen-activated protein kinase kinase 4
Exons: 12
Coding region: 61-1353 (430 amino acids)
Biological process (GO): MAPK cascade; protein phosphorylation
Molecular function (GO): JUN kinase kinase activity; ATP binding
Source: RefSeq, a predicted model, not a curated record
GGGCAGGCACAGUGGGGGUUGCUGCAUUGCAGCCUUCAUUUGGAAUCUAAUAUAUUAACAAUGGCGACUUCCAACCCCAGUAACAGUGGGAGCAGCGGCAGCAGUGCGGGUCCCGGGGUCCCAGGACAAUCCCAGCAGCACAGCACAGGGAGCAACAUGCAGGGCAAACGCAAAGCACUGAAGUUGAAUUUUGCCAGCCCAGCCUUUAAAUCUACUGCAAAGCUAACACUGAACACCACCAUUCAACCUGCACACGUGAUGACGAAACCAGAAGCCAUCAGAAACUUCGAGACAUCGUACCAAAAACAGGAAGUGCGGAUGGCUGUUGGGAAGACGUGCAAUGCGGUCGAGCAGGCAACAAAAAACCGGCUAGAGAGAUUGCGAACACACAGCAUUGAGUCGUCGGGAAAAUUAAAACUUUCUCCGGAACAACACUGGGACUUCACGGCAGAAGAUCUCGAGGACUUGGGUGAAAUUGGGAGAGGAGCGUAUGGAUCGGUCAACAAAAUGAUCCAUAAUCCAAGCGGACAGAUCAUGGCAGUGAAACGGAUUCGGUCUACAGUGGAUGAAAAGGAGCAGAAGCAGCUGUUAAUGGAUCUCGAUGUGGUUAUGCGGAGUAGUGACUGCCCGUAUAUCGUCCAGUUUUACGGGGCACUAUUCAGAGAAGGUGACUGCUGGAUCUGCAUGGAACUUAUGUCUACCUCGUUUGACAAGUUUUACAAAUAUGUAUAUAGCUCGUUAGAAGACGUUAUUCCAGAGGAGAUUUUAGGCAAAAUCACUUUAGCUACUGUGAAAGCAUUAAACCACUUAAAAGAAAACUUGAAAAUAAUCCACAGAGAUAUAAAACCUUCCAAUAUCCUUCUGGACAGGAAUGGAAAUAUUAAACUCUGUGACUUUGGAAUCAGCGGACAGUUGGUAGAUUCCAUUGCAAAGACCAGGGAUGCUGGGUGCAGACCGUACAUGGCACCGGAAAGGAUAGACCCCAGUGCGUCCAGACAGGGAUACGAUGUGAGGUCCGACGUGUGGAGUUUAGGAAUUACAUUGUACGAACUCGCCACAGGCCGAUUCCCGUACCCUAAAUGGAACAGCGUAUUUGAUCAGUUGACACAAGUAGUUAAAGGUGACCCACCUCAGCUAAGCAACUCGGAUGAACGAGAGUUUUCACCAAGCUUCAUCAACUUUGUCAAUCUGUGCCUUACAAAGGACGAGUCAAAAAGGCCAAAGUACAAAGAGCUUCUGAGACAUCCUUUCAUCAUGAUGUAUGAAGAGCGUACUGUGGACGUAGCUGGAUAUGUCACUAAAAUUCUGGAUCAAAUACCGGCAACUCCCAGCUCUCCGAUGUAUGUUGAUUGACCCCGCUGCCACACAAAACUCUAGCAAAAAGGGCUGCGAGCAAACAAACAAACAAAAAAAUAAUGGAGAGAGAGAUCCCACGACACUGUCUGUGUGAAUUUACUUUCUCGCUCCAGCACCACACGCAAUAAGAUCGGUGUUUUAUUCAUUUUUCCAUGGUGUCUGUAUGCUAUAGUCACAUGUAAAACGCAUCCCUUUUGUACAGCUGGUUAAGACACAGAAGAAAGACCUCAUUUUUGCUCUGUCCUGAUAAAUGGAACUUUGACUGGAAAGCUUCCUCUUCAGCAAUUUCUUCCACCUGUCCUAUUCAAAAGAAAGAGAAAAAAAAGGAGAAAAAAAAAAAAAAAAGACUGCACGGAUCACUAAAGAGGUUUUGCCUUCGUUAAAAGAGAGACCCUGCAUCAUCGUUCAAACUUUCCCAUUUCCUUGACUGGGCAAGGCAAAGAAUAUGAAUUAUAUAUAUAAAUAUAAAUAUAUAUUUUUUAUUAUUUUUAAAAAAAAUAAAAAAAAAAUUUCUUCACAAAGUGCAAUAGCGUAACCAUUUCUCCGCCAGGUGGUCUGUGACAGAUCAUAUUCUGAACGUUAUUUUUGUAGGCCCCCUGGCAGAGAAGGGUUUAAUUAUUUGAAAAUCUGUUCUGCUAUAUAGUUAUAUUAUGUUAUUGAGAGUGUUUGGUUGACUUUUUUUUUUUUUCAUUUUUUUUUUUUCAUUUUUUUUUUUUAAAGAAUCAUGUUAAAUAUAGUGAAUAUCUCUUUACCAAAAACAAAUUGUUGCAUUGAAGAAAUUGAACAUUAAAAUAUUAAGAGAUGGAAUAUAUAAGUUUAACCUUUUUUUAAUAUUUCCAAACAUAUGCAAUUUUUUUUUUCAUAUAAUUUCCAUUUUUUUCCAAUGUACACAGGGUUUUGUUAAUUAUUCAGUUCUUGUACUGACGUGUCUUAUUUUUUUUUUUAUUUUAUUUACAGGAAUUUAAGUAGAAUAUAUUUUUGGAAAACUAUUAAUUUAGUUUUUUUAAUAUAUAUAUAAAAAGGGCUUUAAAGAAAGGAAAUAUUGUAAGGGGUAGCUUGUCACAAAUAAAAUCAAUGGUCAAUCACAUGAUUUAAACGAU